This is a messenger RNA of Penicillium angulare, 2454 nucleotides long. Its product is annotated as ZZ type zinc finger domain protein. Gene Ontology annotation, molecular function: zinc ion binding. The transcript is spliced from 4 exons. The coding region runs from base 1 to 2454 and encodes 817 amino acids. The record is from RefSeq and is a predicted model, not a curated record. Lineage: Eukaryota; Fungi; Ascomycota; Eurotiomycetes; Eurotiales; Aspergillaceae.
AUGGCUACUCAAGCUCUUCCAUCACAUCCGGGCCCAGAACAUUUGGUUACCGUGAAAGUCCUUUUUAAUGACAGUAAUCGUCGCUUUAAGCUGCCUUUGAAAGAUCUUCGGGCCCAGGUGCUUCCCCAGAAGCUUCGCACUUUGCUUGGCGUUCCGGCGGAUGUUAACGUCAUCCUUGAACGCUAUUCCGACAGCGCCGGCUCCUACAUUCGCCUGGACAGUGAUAACGCAUCAGUCUACAAACAACUGCACCGGGCAGCGAAGGCAAAAUCAAAGCUUCGAAUUAAAGCUAGCGCCGUUGAUUCGUCGGUGCCUGCACCUUCAGAUAUCACUCUUCCAGCUGAGCAACUGAGUCAGAGUCUUCCAAGAUACAGCUACCUGGAAACCGUCCUUAGUCCUCCCAUCGCUGUGGCUGCUGGUGAAACUCAUUCUACCCCCACUGAUCAAAAUCCUGCGAACUCUGGUGGCUCUCUCACUUCCAACUUUUUACUCUCCCAAAGCAAAGUCUCCGAGGUGACUCCCGAGUCUCGUCACCGCGAUUUCCAAAUGGAGUCCGACACCUUCAACUUCCCCGUCAUUUCCCACAGAUCGCCCAGUGGCUCACCCAGUGGAGUGUUUUGCAUCGAUUGCAACCACUGCAGUCGCUCAGUUCCAAAUGAGCACUACCACUGCAGCAUUUGCGAGCACGGCGACUAUGAUCUAUGCCUGCAGUGUGUGAAAGAUGGCGUUUCAUGUCUUGGAGAGGGCCAUUGGCUCAUCAAGCGCACCGUAGAGAACGGCAUCGUCAUUAACAGCAGCACUGAAAAAAUCCCCCCUCGUCCCGCAAAGAUCGAGGAGACCAAGCCACUCAAAGCCCAGUGGGGACAAGAAUUUAGGGCCAGGCUAGCGCAGGCACCAAUUGCCAACCCUUUGUCUGCCCCUGUCCCCACCAACGUGUCUCACACGGAUGUGGCUAUCCAAGGCGAGGAUAAACCCAUGUGCAAUGGAUGCUGUCGUGAAUCUGAUGAGAGCAACUUGGUGCGUUGCAAUGAAUGUGAAGAUUAUGACCUGUGUCUUCGCUGCCUCUUGCGAAACAAGCAUGGCCACCACCCUGCCCAUACAUUCUUCCUUGGAUCGGAUCGUAACUACUGCUUGAAGAACUUGAUUCUAUCUCGAUGUCUCCCCGGACGUCAAUACAAGCAUGCGGCCCUCUGUGAUGGAUGCGACAAGACCAUUAUCGGCACUCGCCACAAGUGCCUCUCUUGCCCUGAUUGGGACUACUGCCCAGAUUGCAUAAACAAUGCUGCUCAGAGCCAUCCUGGCCAUCGCUUCGCACCCAUCUACGAAGCCAUUGGAGAUCAGCCUACCGGUGACAUCGAAGUUCACUUUGGUAUCUUCUGUGAUGGGCCACUAUGUAAGAACAAGGCUAAUCAAACCUACAUCACUGGGGUCCGCUACAAGUGCGCUGUCUGUGAUGAUGUGGACUUCUGCGCCAACUGUGAAGCUCUUCCAACCCACAGUCACAACCGAACUCACCCCUUGGUCAAGUUCAGGACUCCUGUUCGUGCUGUGUCUGUUCGCACUUUCACAGAUGAUGUUUCCAAUGGUGAUACCGCUCUCGGUGAUCAGACACUCACCGAUGCUCCCAUGGAACCUACAGCUUUCGCUCCUCGGGGCAUUGAGAUUCCCGAGGAGAAGCAGCCCAUGGUGAAACAGGUACCUGUUGAAGUUGAAGCCCCUAAGAACGAGUCGCUUAACACUACCGAUGAGGACGAAUUCCAGGCCUUGUUCGUGCGUGAUGCCAUUGCUGAUGGCACUAAGAUGUCUCCCAACACAACUUUUUGUCAGACAUGGACUCUUUCCAACCCAGGGCCUCGGUCUUGGCCCGCGGGCUGUGAUGUUCGUUUCAUUGGCGGUGACGCCAUGUUCAAUGUUGACUCGGAUCAUCCCUCAAGCGUUCAAACCAUUCACUCAGCUAUGGAAAGCAACAAAUUGACAGCUCCUGUCCAUCCCGGUAGCACUGCUGACUUCUCAGUGAACCUGCGUACUCCGGCCCGUGAAGGUACUGCCAUCUCAUACUGGCGCCUAAAGCUACCCAAUGGUACCCCUAUCGGCCACCGCCUCUGGUGUGAUGUCCAAGUCCAGACAGUUCCGUUCACUGAGCCCGCUGAGGUGGAAGAUUCCGCUAAGCCUGAGGUCCCUGCCACUGAAUCCACGGAGGCGGCCACCGGCAGUCGUAUGAUCUUCCCCAAGCUGGAGAAGGAGUCUCCCGAGACCAGUACUCAUGAAGCUAUGGCCAACUUCCAUCAAGCUUUCACCAUUUCCACUGCUUCCGAGGGAGAUGUCCUGGAGGAUGUUGAGAGCCUGACUCUGGAUGAAACCGAUUCUGACUCCGGUUUCCUCACAGACGAGGAGUAUGAUGUCCUCGAUGCAAGCGACCAGGAGUUCCUGGAGGCGAAACAGUCUAUGCACUAG